Messenger RNA from Chanos chanos (milkfish), 405 nucleotides. RefSeq names its product MORN repeat containing 2 (gene morn2). Bases 1 to 405 code for a protein of 134 amino acids. Lineage: Eukaryota; Metazoa; Chordata; Actinopteri; Gonorynchiformes; Chanidae. The record is from RefSeq and is a predicted model, not a curated record. The transcript is spliced from 5 exons.
AUGACUGACACCGGGAAGAGAGAGGUAUCAUACGUUUUUCCAAAUGGAGACACAUAUGAGGGGGAGUGCUUUCGUAAUUCUGAGGGCGUGUUAAUGAGGGCAGGUAUGGGAACACAGACAUCAGCUAGUGGACUGACAUAUAGUGGAGAAUGGACCAAUGAUAUGAUGAAUGGCAGUGGGACUCUACGUCAUCCCUCAGGAGCAGUGUAUGAGGGCCACUUUAGAGACAACAUGUACGAUGGGACUGGAACAUAUCACUUUCCAGACGGGAGCAAAUGCAUGGGUACCUUCAAAAACAACAGGUUGGAAGGAAAGGGAGAAUUCAUUGACUCUCAGGGUAUUGUAUGGACUGGAAACUUUGAAGACAAAAAGGUCCAGACAUUAUUCCUCAAAGACAACAUGUAG